Striga hermonthica is the source of this 327-nucleotide messenger RNA. The record is from the annotation of a GenBank genome assembly. NCBI's taxonomy places the organism in Eukaryota, Viridiplantae, Streptophyta, Magnoliopsida, Lamiales, Orobanchaceae.
AUGUCGGCGGCCGCGGCUGGGGACGGCCUCCUCCGUGGCGUGUUCGACGGCUGCAUCCCCGUCCGGGACACGGGCUUCGAGCACCGGCCGUACCACAAGAACUGCAAAUGCGCCCUCCACAAGUCCCGGGGCUGCCGCGGCCACUCCUCUCGGUGCGGCGCCGUCUCGUACCCGAUCCGGAGGACGUGGAGCGAGGGCUGCUUAGUGCUGAUGAAUCCUGCGCCGGCGCCGACGGCCCCGCCGCCGUCUCCGCCCGUCGCGCAGGGGGGGAUCUCCCGGACGCAGACGCAUCUGGUCUUAUGCCGGGAGGAUCUUGAGGAGGAGUGA